Messenger RNA from Trichoderma breve, 771 nucleotides. RefSeq lists its product as uncharacterized. The coding region runs from base 1 to 771 and encodes 256 amino acids. The record is from RefSeq and is a predicted model, not a curated record. The transcript has 4 exons. Lineage: Eukaryota; Fungi; Ascomycota; Sordariomycetes; Hypocreales; Hypocreaceae.
AUGUCACCACCCAAACCCCUGUCCCGGAUCUCCGCCACGCGCCCUUGGGACCCUUGGAACUCGUCCGCAACAGGCCACCAGCGAGCAGAGACGCAGCCGGGCACGGGGUGGCGACACUCGCGGACCAGGAAGCUCAACAGCCAGUUCCGGGCCGGCGACGGCUCGGGUGGCCAGCGCUUGAGCGACACAUGGGGCGCCGGAGCAGAGAAUCCCGAUGUCGAUGGCAAGAAUACGAGGACAAACGGGCUGAUGCGUGAGACGCUGGAUUCACGCCGCCCAAACGGGCCCGAAGCACGGGACAAAUCAAGACGGCUGGAGGACGAGGAAAAGCAAAAGAAAUCCCAAGCCAACCCGCGCAAGCUCUUCGAUGGAGUCACAGUCUACGUCAACGGCAGCACGUUUCCACUGGUGUCCGACCACCGCCUCAAGCAGCUCAUUAGUGAAAACGGCGGCAACAUGUCUCUGAAUCUGGGCCGGCGAAAGGUCACGCAUGUUAUCCUCGGGCGACCCAACGGUUCAACAGAGGGUAAAGGCACCGGGGGUGGCCUCGCGGCGGGCAAGCUGGAAAAGGAAAUACGGAAGAUUGGUGGCUGUGGUGUCAAGUUUGUCAGCGUGGAAUGGGUUCUACAAAGCCUCCAGGAGGGGAAGAGAUUGCCCGAAGCGCGCUUCUCCAACCUCAAGAUGGCCGCAAAGGCACAAAACAGCGUCUAUGGGCUGUAUUUCAAGCAGAACGCCGUUUCUAAAACCACACCAUCAGAGACCGCUUCUUGA